AUGGUGACAAGAGCACCAGAAUUUGUGCGUGAGCUUUUGGUGGAUCAGCCGCUCAAAGAAUUAGGCGAAUUGUAUGAGAAUUCACUCAAGGCGAUGCUAGUAUGUGGACUGGAGUUUUAUCUCUCUGCAUCACUCGUGGCGUCCUUCUUUCAGUGUCCGGAUGAGAUGGUUCAAGCCGAGCAGGAAUUGCAAACGCUGUAUACACUGGCAUGGGUACCCGUUUUCUUUGCAAUUAUCCUCGUCUAUGGACCUAAAAUCUCCAGCUCAAUGUUCCCAUCACCUGAAAAUUUUGAACGCAAUAUGCUGCGGUGCAAGAUAUUCACGUGGUUUUACGCCUUUGCUUUUCUCAUUUGGGACCCCGAUAUGGUCAUCAAGACGGGCCCGUCAUUGGGUGUAUCCAUUCUCUUUUGUAUCACUGAUAUCGGGCGCUUUAUCAUGGACAUGAAGCACUUGACGGAUGUGGAGUAUGAUGAGAAUGGCAACUCGUUCAUCAUCCACAAUACGACUCCACGUCAGACCGAACAAGAGCAAAAGCAAGAACAGGAAGACCGACAAUCUCUGCAGCAACCACAGCAACAGAGCUACACGGUCCACAUGAUUGGUGGUGAUAUUCGAGUGCCACCAAAGAGAACGGGCUUGAAUCGACAACAGGGCUUUCAACAGUUAGACGCAAGUCAGCAACAGCUUCAACAAGGACAAGCACAGCGUGCAAGUCAUCAGCAGGGAUCGUCAUUUGAUGCUUCUCAUAAGCAUGGCAACCAAAGUCUAUUAAAACAACCACACAAUGGUAAUCGUGGUCAAGACUUGAGUCUAGACAAAUCUCCAACGGUCAGUAAUAGCGAGUAUGUUGCCGUUCUGGAGCCUACGACCGACAAGGAGCUUGCCGAGCUAAUUGCCAAGAAGUCGUUUACGUAUGAGUUUUAG
Peronospora farinosa is the source of this 924-nucleotide messenger RNA. The record is from the annotation of a GenBank genome assembly. Lineage: Eukaryota; Oomycota; Peronosporomycetes; Peronosporales; Peronosporaceae.